AUGGCAAGGGCUGAUGAUUACAAUUCUCUAGGGGCAAUAGGUGAACUACUGAGAAAAAAUAGUGACAUGAAGACAUUAAAAGAUAUUGGGAGUGAAGGGGCAAACAAAACUGAAAAACUUCUGAGGCUAAAGGAAUUAGAAUCCUCUAGUCAUGUAUGUCUUCUAAGAAGGAUAAAUAAUUUUGAUUGCUAUUUCUUUGAAAAUGAAAUCUUUUUGUUACUUGGUGAUUUUAUGAAUGCAAUGAGGACCAGUCAUCUUAGGUUGGCUGCAUUGGAGCAGGAGAAAGCUGAUGAAAAUGUCCAAAAGCUUGUGGAUAAACAAACGAGAGAAACAAAAACUAUUCUAGACGACUUUUUGAGGUUAAACACACAGUUGGAGAUGAAGCAGAAAGUUGAAUUGGAAAUAAAGCACCUGAGUGGGAAACUGCAAGUGAUGGAGCUCAAGCUAGUGUACUGCUCAGUUUCAGUGAGUGUUUUUGUUUACGAGAACUCAUGUUUGGUCCAAUUGCAGUCUCUGCAAAGUUUGCCUGGAACCGCAAGCUGCCGGACACACAUAGGCGUCAAGAAACUUGGUGAGCUUGACCCCAGUGUGUUUCUAAGCCUGUGCAAGCGGAAAUUUCCAGCAGCAGACGCGGAAGCUGAAAGUGCUAGUCUUUGUUCAAAGUGGCAGAAUGAAAUUGAAAAUCCAGAAUGGCAGCCUUUCAAGGUUAUUAUUGUUGAUGGAAAAGCAUCGGAAGUACUCAAGGAGGAUGACAGGAAGCUCCGAGAACUAAAGGAGCUGGGUAAAGAACCCUAUGCUGCCGUAACAAAGGCGCUGCUGGAGCUGAAGGACAGCAAUGGCAGCAGGAAGGAUCCAUUCACUGAGCUGUGGAACUAUGACGAGUGUCGGAAAGCAAAUAUGGUGGAAGGAGUUCGGUUUGCUUUGAAGCUUUGUAACGACUAUUACCUUGUAUGUUGCAACUCUGAACCAAGCGUGUCCCUAACACUAUGUAUGACAAAUGAUAGUUUUUUCCCACUUUUACUAGAAAUCCUGAAGAUGAGACAGCUUGGUCAACAAAACACACAAAGAGUUGUUGAGGAGAACCGGAAGCUACGAUAUGAUAUCCAGGACAUGGUGGAUGCACUUGAUGCAAGAAACAAACAAAUUAAGGAGUCGGAACAUGACAAAAAGAAUCUUGAGCAGGAGAAGCUAAUAAGGUGGGCAAUUGCUUUCAUCUGA
Messenger RNA from Miscanthus lutarioriparius, 1218 nucleotides. The record is from the annotation of a GenBank genome assembly. Lineage: Eukaryota; Viridiplantae; Streptophyta; Magnoliopsida; Poales; Poaceae.